Molecule: messenger RNA, 2082 nt
Organism: Haliotis rubra (blacklip abalone)
Lineage: Eukaryota; Metazoa; Mollusca; Gastropoda; Lepetellida; Haliotidae
Exons: 8
Coding region: 1-2082 (693 amino acids)
Molecular function (GO): protein binding; zinc ion binding; DNA binding
Source: RefSeq, a predicted model, not a curated record
AUGGCAGAAAUUGAUCCUCCCUUCUGUGAAGUCAAACACGUCAACAGUAAGAUUGGUGAUGGGGUAUUUGCAACUCAGGACCUAUCGGAGGGUGACUUUGUGCUGGAAUACCAUGGAGAACUCAUUUCCAUGAAAGAGGCCAAUGUCCGGAAUGAGAAGUAUGAAAAAGACAAAGAAGGAUCAUUCCUUGUGUACUUCCAAGACAAGAAAGGAACACGACUUUGUGUGGAUGCUACACAUUCAAAGGCAGUGGGACGAUUCGUGAACGAUGGCUGGAAGAAGCAUGAAAAGAAUUGUUUUCUAAGAAUUGUGCAGUGUGAAAACAAGUCGUAUAUCUGCUUGUUUGCCAAUAGAGAUAUCAAAAGGGGAGAAGAGUUUCGAUUUGAUUACGGUGUUCCAAAGUUACCUUGGAGAAAGAAGAGAAGAGGAAAACGAAGAGGAAAAUGUGGAAUCUGUCCAGGUUGUGUGAGAAUUGAUGAUUGCCGAAUGUGUAGAACUUGUAAGAACAUGAAGAGGUUUGGUGGACCAGGCACAAUGAAAAAGAAGUGCAUGUUGAAACUGUGCCACAAAAUGAUGGAUGCAAGUCCAGGCCAAAGCUUCACACCGCAAAACAUGGUUACGAGCAGCCAGAAACUACCCACAACUGUAAAGAAGACAGAUGAGAAGGCUGUCAACCCUUCCACGCAGCCAGUGACGAAAUCUAAGAGGACCGAUCACGAAUAUGAUGACUUUGUUUCACAACAGAGAAAGACUGCAUCACAAGAUAAUAGAAAGAGAAAAAGUUGCCCAGUAUCUCUGCCGCGAAUCAAAUUAAGUCGUCCAAAAACAUCCAAAAAGUGCUUAAAAUAUUCAGCUGUGCCCUCCAGAAAGACGAGAGGAGUCGGUAAUAGGAACCAAAGUACGAUCUCGCCAAAAGAUUCAGGAACAUCAAACUUGAUAAGUAAGAACACCAGGAGUAAGGUGUAUGACUUUGAUAACUUUGAUGAAAUUCAACCAUUAGAGAGUGGAAGUCAAGAAGUGAGGAAGCAAACUCACAGUGAAGAACAUACGUCUGCUCCAGGGCAAAGCAGACGCAAGGAUAAAGAACAUACGUCAACUCCAGGGCAAAGCAGACGCAAGGAUAUUGAACAUACAUCAACUCCAGGGCAAAGCAGACGCAAGGAUAUUGAACAUACAUCAACUCCAGGGCAAAGCAGACGCAAGGAUAAAGAACAUACGUCAACUCCAGGGCAAAGCAGCUGCAAGGAUAUUGAACAUGUAUCUGCUCCAGGGCAGGGCAGACGCAAGGAUAUUGAACAUACAUCAACUCCAGGGCAAAGCAGACGCAAGGAUAAAGAACAUACGUCUGCUCCAGGGCAAAGCAGACGCAAGGAUAAAGACCAUAUGUCUGCUCCAGGGCAAAGCAGACGCAAGGAUAAAGAACAUACGUCAACUCCAUGGCGAAUCCGGUACAAGGAUAAAGAACAUAUGUCUGCUCCAGGGCAAAGCAGCUGCAAGGAUAAAGAUACAGCCUGGUUUGAGGGCACUGAGUUAGCAGAGGAAGCUGAGCAGAAUACAGAAGAGGAGAGUCAGAAUGUAAGUAGUCAGAAUGAUAUGACCUACCUCACUCAGAGGAAGUACAGCAGCACUACCAGACGGGCCAAGUUGGAUGGCAUUAUUGCAAAGCUAAGGUCGAAAUCUGAUAGUUUUAUGGCAGAACUGAGCAGUGAUGAUGUAUUCCUAAAGGACAAGAACAUAUCAAAGAAGAGACGAUGUAGGAGUGAUAUAUUUGAAAAGGAGGACAGGCCAUCUGGAGGACUUUUAUCUAAAAGAGAAAGUUCUGAAGUUCAAGAUAACAAACCAAUCAUGGAAAAGGAGAAUGUACCAUGUGGGAGACGUUUGUCUAAAAGAAAAAGUUCCGAAGUUAGUGAGAACCAACCAGUCAUGGAAAAGGAGAAUGUACCACGUGAGAGACGUUUGUCUAAAAGAAAAAGCUCCGAAGUUCAAGAUAACCAACCAAUCCUGGAAAAGGAGAAUGUACAAUGUGGGGGACGUUUGUCGAGAAGAGAAAGCUCCGAAGUUCAAGAUAACCAACCAAGCUGA